Messenger RNA from Aspergillus puulaauensis, 612 nucleotides. RefSeq names its product hydroxyisourate hydrolase. NCBI's taxonomy places the organism in Eukaryota, Fungi, Ascomycota, Eurotiomycetes, Eurotiales, Aspergillaceae. The coding region runs from base 1 to 612 and encodes 203 amino acids. Gene Ontology annotation, molecular function: hydroxyisourate hydrolase activity. The record is from RefSeq and is a predicted model, not a curated record. The transcript has a single exon. Gene Ontology annotation, biological process: purine nucleobase metabolic process.
AUGGACCUUGGCUCCGGAAAUCAAUCCCCAUCAAGCGACCAGCUGGGCAAGGUUACAGACCGUCUUAGCUUAUACCAGAACCACCUUGAUUCGUCCUCAUCGAGGUCUAAAGCAGCAGCAGCAACUACUUCCACCUCGAAACCACAAACAAACACAACACAAUUGCCAUCAACCCCAAUGUCUCGCGACCCGAUUACUUGCCACGUGCUGAACACCCUAACGGGUACCCCUGCCGCCAACCUCCCCGUUACGCUCACCCUCCUUUCAAGCCCAUCCUCAAACACCACAGCCCAAAAUCCCACCUUCACCGCAACAACAAAUGCAGACGGCCGAGUAGCAAACUGGAGUCCCAGUCCUGCGACCGCAGGCUCAUCGCCAAGUGUCUCGGCCCUCCUCGCAUCUCUCCCAGCCUCCGAUAGCAAAACAAACUGGGCUGUACGAUUCGAGGUCGGCCCGUGGUAUGAAGCGCAGGGCGUCGAGAGUUUCUGGCCAGAGGUGGAGGUUAAAUUCUCGGUCAAGGGCCGUGGGAAGGAAGGCGAGGACGGGUGGAGACAUUAUCAUGUUCCUGUGCUGUUGGGGCCUUGGAAUUAUUCGACUUAUCGCGGGUCGUGA